AUGCGACGCUCCAUCCUCAGUCUUAUGUUCGGGAUCUUUGUUAUCUACGCUCUUCCUAUACAUGCCCAAACGUACGUCUCUUCCACCGUAUGGAUUGUGCCGGAUGGUAACACUGCGGACCUUUCUAAGACAUAUAUCGAGGGUAUAACCCUUCAGGUUACUUGGAACCCAGCCCUAGAGGGUUAUCAAUUUCAAACUCUAUCCAAUCUGUGGGUUACGACCUGGGAUUAUGAGAUAACACAAUUCAGCCAGCUGCUCACCGAGAAAGUGAAUACGAAUAACAGCGGCACGUAUGACUGGACCAUCACAAUACCGACGAACGUUCUGAGUAGAGAUGCAAAAUAUGUCCUUCGAUUCAAGGAUCUCAAUUCAGUAUAUAAUUCUAGCUCCCAAGAAAUAUCAAGUACCGGAUUCUUAGUCAUUAAUGGAGCCUCUUCAUCAACUUCGACAGUAUCUCCUACUCCAAUACGCUCGACCCAGACAUCUUCGUCGGCCUCUAGCACAGCUACCACCAGCGCUUUGGCGACACAAUCAGUAAUCUCGACUACAUCGGCGACACCAGCAUCCAUAUCCACCUCUGAGGGCAGUGGUCUGAGUGGAGGCGCAAAAGCCGGUAUUGCCGUGGGUGCUGUGGUUGUAGCUUUCUCGAUUACUGGGCUGGCAUUUCUUUUUCUCAGGCGGCAACGCCAUGCUAAACGUCCCUCUGCGGAGCCUUCAACAGAGCCUCCAAUGUACUAUGAUCCGCCAAAGCAACCCUUCAUUGGAAACACGAGUAACGUGAUAGCUGAGAUUGGGGAUCGUGAGAGAGCUGAAUUGCAGGGCAGCUAG
Molecule: messenger RNA, 828 nt
Organism: Botrytis sinoallii
Lineage: Eukaryota; Fungi; Ascomycota; Leotiomycetes; Helotiales; Sclerotiniaceae
Exons: 2
Coding region: 1-828 (275 amino acids)
Source: RefSeq, a predicted model, not a curated record